GAAACGAAACGUUCCAGCGACAUCGUUAAAAUGAACGGAAUAACUUUGUCGAUUUUCUUCUCGUUGUUGACGUUGAAUAACGCCGAUAUUCAACGAACAUCGCUGGUUCAGACAAACUCAGGACCUGUUCAAGGCGCCACAUUGACUACUGUGUGGAAUGGCAUCGAAUAUUCAUCGUUCAAAGGCAUCCCUUAUGCCGCUCCACCAAUUGGAAAUCGUAGAUUCAGGCCUCCUGUUCCACCAGAAUCAUGGAACGAAACUCUGGACGCCAUUGAAGAGGCCAAUGAAUGUCCUCAAGAAAUAUCGAAUGUUUAUAGUGGAAAUGAAGAUUGUUUGUAUUUAAGCGUGUUUACUCCUCAGACAAAAUUCGACGAGAAAUUAACUCUGAAACCAGUUAUGGUUUGGAUUUAUGGUGGCUCAUUCCUUCGUGGAUCCAAUAACGCAUCUGUCUACGGGCCUGACUUUUUCAUGGAACAAGAUGUAGUUUUGGUUACCUUCAAUUAUCGCCUCGGUGCUUUGGGAUUUUUAUAUCUGAAACACGAAAACGCAGCUGGCAAUGCCGCAAUGAGGGAUCAGCUGAUGGUUUUGGAAUGGGUCCGUGACAAUAUCGCUGCAUUUGGAGGCGAUCCAAAUCAAGUGACGCUUUUUGGACAAAGCGCUGGCAGCGCAAGCGUGAACUAUCACGUUCUGUCUGAGAAAUCUCGUGGUCUGUUCCAUCAUGCUAUCGAGCAAAGCGGAACAGCUGCUUCGUAUCUAUACAAGACGCAAGAAGCAGCGUUUCAAACUGCUAAUAAAUUAGCCAGCGAGCUUGGCUUCCACUCUAACAAUCCAAACGAAUUGUUGAAGUUCUUCCUUGAGGCGGACGCGAAGGAUCUCGUGGCAACGACCAAUCGUGCCUUCCCGUUUGGCAGCGACUUCUCGGUACCCUUCGCGCCGAUAAAGGAGAAUCCCGAUCUCGUUGAUCCAAAGGACAUGUUCCUGUCCGAAUGUCCAAUAACCUUAGCCGCGUCUCAAAAAUUCAAUAAGAUGCCAGUGAUGCUGGGCUUCACCCACGACGAACUGUUAGAUUUCUCGGAGGACUUGUAUCAAAUUAUAAACGACACGGCGGACGCUUUGAAGGAGAUAUUUAAUUUGAAGCUGGAUCUUGUAGGACCUUACGAAGCAGUUAAGGAAUUGUCAGUGGUGUUAUCGGACUUCAUUAUGAAGGGACCAAUCGAUUUUGCUCAGAGAUUGCUCGUUCAUGGUAACGACAAUUAUCCUGUUUAUUAUUAUCAAUUGUCAUACGUGUCCAAUUAUGCGUUGCAUACACAGGACGGUAUACCUGAACCGGGUAUCGCUCACUUUGAUGACAUUGGAUUACUUUUCAACGUGGAAAGCUUGAAUGCUCCUACUAAUCCUCAGCAUCCUUUCAAUCAGUUCCGACGAAAAUUGGUCACUUUGUGGGCAAAUUUUGCGAAAUACGGGAAUCCAACUCCUGAUAACGCAAACCCAUUAAACGACGUAAUCUGGAAACAGUCUGGAAAAGCUGGACAAUUAUUGGACAUGGGUGACAAUUUCCAAAUGAUAAAUCGUACACAGGCGAUCAACGAAAGGGCGCUAUUUACGGAGAAAUAUCUGUAUUUCUCCAUGCCUAUAACGAGCGAUUGCAACGAUAUUACUUAUGCGAAUUAUUUCAGUCUUUUCUAAAAUUUCUAUCAAGAUUUUACUUUCUGAUCCAUGUUUCUUAUUAUUGGAAUGUAAACAUGUAAUAUAUGUAAAUAUAAAUAUAUCUGCAAAUUA
This is a messenger RNA of Apis laboriosa (Himalayan honeybee), 1779 nucleotides long. Its product is annotated as juvenile hormone esterase-like. NCBI's taxonomy places the organism in Eukaryota, Metazoa, Arthropoda, Insecta, Hymenoptera, Apidae. Bases 31 to 1686 code for a protein of 551 amino acids. The transcript has 10 exons. The record is from RefSeq and is a predicted model, not a curated record.